This is a messenger RNA of Pimephales promelas (fathead minnow), 2074 nucleotides long. The record is from RefSeq and is a predicted model, not a curated record. Lineage: Eukaryota; Metazoa; Chordata; Actinopteri; Cypriniformes; Leuciscidae.
CAGGAAGCUAAUAGAGGAGCAUUCAGACCUGGUGGAGCAGUUACGUUCAGCAGGUAGCGUGGAUGAACUUAUGAGGAUAGUUUACCCCAGUUACUGGAGCAUGCUGAAGUGUCGUUCCAAGACGGGAUCGCGCUUGCCUCACAGAGAUUACACCUCCACAGAAACAAGGUCGGAGGAGGCCUCCUUUGCGGCUGCUUUCAUCAAUCUUGAAAUUAUUAAAAGUAUUGAGACAGAGUGGAGAAAGACCCUGUGCAUGCCACGCCAAGUUUGUUUAGAUGUGGGGAAAGAGUUUGGGGCAGCUACAAACACCUUCUAUAAACCACCCUGCGUGUCUGUCUACAGAUGUGGGGGCUGCUGUAACAGUGAGGAGCAUCAGUGCGUGAACAUCAGCACUUCAUAUAUCAGCAAAACGUUGUUUGAAAUCACAGUUCCUAUCAAGCAAGGGACCAAGCCAGUCACCAUAAGCUUCGCCAACCACACUUCCUGCAGUUGUUUGUCAAAACUGGAUGUGUACCGACAGCGGCACUCAAUCAUACGAAGGGCACUAGCAGAAUGUCAUGUGGCAAAUAAAACAUGCCCAAAAAAUCACAGCUGGAGUAAUCGCUUAUGCAGAUGUGAGCCUGUGCCCGACACCCUUCUUUCAAAACCGCAUUCUGCAGACACUGAGCAGGACUUUUGUGGCCCGGACAAAGAGCUGGAUGAGGAGACCUGUCAGUGUGUAUGCCGAAAAGAGCUGAGAACGGCAGACUGUGGACCACUGCACUACCUGGACAAGAACACCUGUCAUUGUGCGUGUAAAGUUCAGCCCUCCUCCUGUGGGCCUCAUCAGAGCUUCAACAAGGACACCUGCCAGUGUACCUGCUCCAAGGUGUGUCCUAGGAGUCAUCCUCUCAACCGCACCAAAUGUGUGUGUGAAUGCACAGAGUCUCCUAACAAGUGCUUCUUAAAAGGGAGUCGGUUCCACCCAGCCACAUGCAGUUGUGUCUGGCCGCCAUGUAACGUGGACCCCAGGAGAAGGAGAUGUAAGGAUAAUGAGUAUUUCAGUGAGCAACUGUGUUACUGUAUACCCACAUACUGGGGGAGACUGAACUAAAUACAACCAACAGUACAGGUAGCACUGAAUGCUUACGGACACGCUGGUAUUUGGAGCAGUGCUAAUGUUCGGCUGCUGCUUAUCUGACUCACAUGUGCUAGGUCAUGUGGACUAGUGUGGAGUAAGUGGGAGACAACAAAUGACCACAUUUAACCCCACAUAUCAAGCAUGGGGUGAGCUAUUAAGGACUGAGAGAAAUGUUCUAAGGCUGGAGCCAUGUUUUUUCAUUGUUUUAAUUGAAUUGUCUUUUCAUUUUUUUUGUCAGAUAAUGAUUAUAUAAUUUAUUGCCAUGAAAUGUUUUGAAUCUCCCUUGUUCAUAGCAUUCAUUUCAAAUCUCUGCAAAGACAAAAAAAACCCACUGUGAUCAAUAUUUUUGUAUCAUGUUAAGUCCCGUAAAAUAAAGUAUAAAGUUGUAUUAUAUAUUGUUAACUUAUUUAUAAGCUAGACUAUCUUAUUGUAAUAAUACUGCACAUGAUUCAAAUUUAUUUAGUAUUGACUACCAAAUACUGUAUAUGCACCUAUCAUUCCAGAUAAAGUUAUUCCAGAUAUCAAACUGACAGUGCAAGCCGGCAAAGAAACUUUUUUGUGCUGGAAGCAUUGCUUGUUGACAAUCUAAAACCAUCAUGCAAGUCACCUACAACAUCGAAGACUGUGAACAAGGAAAUACAGCAUGAUAUUAACAGGGGCAAACCCUGGAUAUGGACCAUUAGCAGUAUGCAGUUCCAUAAGAGUUACAUGAGUGACAAUGUACACUUGGAUGAAUGGAUUUCACUUAUGUCACAUCCAACCUGCCUCCUUAAGUAAAAACAGUAUUACAGUGAAACAAGCUCUAAGUUUGGAGAUCAGUGGAGGACUCAUCUUUUAGGACUUUAACCUCAAUUGAUUUGUAAAUAGGAGCAAUGUGAUUGGCCCAACUCCACUUGAUAUCGGCCCUCUGUUUCAGCUUGACACUGUAAAUAUAAUAAAUCACCUCUGCUUCCA